Messenger RNA from Aplosporella prunicola CBS 121167, 2559 nucleotides. RefSeq lists its product as uncharacterized. The coding region runs from base 1 to 2559 and encodes 852 amino acids. Gene Ontology annotation, molecular function: high-affinity potassium ion transmembrane transporter activity. Gene Ontology annotation, cellular component: plasma membrane. The record is from RefSeq and is a predicted model, not a curated record. The transcript is spliced from 3 exons. NCBI's taxonomy places the organism in Eukaryota, Fungi, Ascomycota, Dothideomycetes, Botryosphaeriales, Aplosporellaceae. Gene Ontology annotation, biological process: intracellular potassium ion homeostasis; potassium ion import across plasma membrane.
AUGACAAUUCUCGGCUCGAUCCUGAUCUACCCCGCGGGUGGCAUGCGGUACAUCGAUGCGCUCUUCUUCUCCAGCGGUUCCGCUACCCAGAGCGGCCUGAACACCAUCGACCUCAAUAAAAUCACGCUAUAUCAGCAAGUUGUCAUUAUGCUCAUCGCCUGCGUCUGCAACCCGAUAUUUAUCAACACAUUCGUCGUGUUUGUCAGACUGUACUGGUUCGAGAAGCGCUUUCAAGGCGUAGUACAAGAAGCGGCGCGCAAUCGUUCGCGCACGUUUUCGAAAAGGAAAAGCGAAAUGAGAGAGGAUAGGGACAUUGCGCACGAGGAGCUGGGGGUCGGUGGACGCCCAAUCACGGUCGUGCGCGAUUCGGAAGGGUAUGCGCAAGGUGCGAACUGCAAUAUGGAAGGCGAAAUUGAAGAAGACGGGAAGGAAAAUGAGGCUGAGGAACAAUCAAUAAUACGACCGUCAUCCAACAGCAAGAGCAGUGGAGGACUAAGCGAAGAGCCCGCAGUGCCUGCACCGCUGGCCAGAGAACCCAGCGCAGAAAUUGAUGCCAUCCAGCCCUUUCGAAGAGACAUUACCUUUGCCGAUGACGUCAAACCACCUCCGAGACGGGUCACUACCACCGAUAUCGAGCGUCUCCCCGAGAGGCGGACUGCUGAACAACAUAUCGCCUUUGUCGAGAAUCAGCGUAGACCCAAGGCGAAAGGGCGGUUGCGGAUCCCAGGCCCACGAGACUACGAUCGCGGCGACAAGCCUCAGCGCCUUGAUGAAGAUGAUAACAGCGCUAGCCUCGGACGGCAACGGACAAAUGACUCGAGCCAGCGUGGCAGGGAUGAGGAAGCCAAUCAGCCGGCGGAUGCCGUCGAUCCUGGUAUGAAUGGAGAUGAUCAACAGCUCAAGAAGCACCGUACCUUUUCGGUUUCGGAGCCCUGGCAACCUGGAAAGAUACGGACAGGCCUCGACGCCUUCAAGCGCAAAAUCACAUUGAAAGAUGAGGAGGACCCACCGUCUGGACUUCGCCAGCGCAAUCGCACUGCGACUUUCAAAAGCUUCUUGACCUCGAAGAGCCAAGAUCGAGACCCGAUGCCGUACUUGAGUUGGACGCCAACCAUUGGUCGCAAUUCGGCAUUUGUGGAUCUAACAGAAGACCAGAGAGAAGAAUUGGGAGGAAUAGAAUACCGGGCGCUGAAGACUUUGGCCUUCAUCCUAGUUUGCUAUUACGUUGGCUUUCAUCUUCUCGGAAUGGUGUGCUUGCUUCCGUGGUCAUUGCAUACGCACUACAAGAAUUCUGUUCUCAAGCCAGACAAAGUCAGCGCUGCUUGGUGGGGUGUUUUUACGCCAGCAUCAAUGUUCAACGAUCUCGGAUUCACCUUGACUCCGGACUCAAUGACAUCGUAUCAUGAUGCAAUUUUUCCCUUGCUCCUGGGAAGCUUUCUUAUCGUCAUUGGCAACACCGGCUUUCCUUGCAUGCUCCGAUUCAUCAUCUGGGUCGCCGCAAAGUGUGUUCCGUAUGAGAGUGGAGUUUUCCAAGAGCUCAAGUUCCUCUUGGAUCACCCGAGACGCUGUUUCACUCUUCUCUUUCCCAGCAAAGCCACAUGGUGGUUGUUCUGGGUGUUGGUGAUUUUGAACGGCACCGACUUGAUUCUCUUCGUCGUUCUCGAUCUGAAUGAUAGUACCGUCACUUCUCUGCCACCGGGUAUCCGUGUGCUCAAUGGUCUUUUCGUGGCCUUCAGCACGCGCACAGCCGGUUUCACGUGCAUCAAUAUCUCCGAUUUGCAUCCGGCCGUGCAGGUCUCUUACCUCAUCAUGAUGUACAUUUCCGUUUUUCCUAUCGCCAUUAGUUUGCGUCGGACAAACGUGUACGAAGAGAAGUCGCUUGGCCUCUACGCAGAUGCAGAAGAGGAGGAUGAAGGUGUGGAGCAAAGCUACGUGAGUACUCACUUGCGUCGCCAGCUUUCCUUCGACUUGUGGUUUGUCUUCUUGGGAUUCUUCUUAAUCGCCAUUAUCGAGGGAUCCCGCCUACAAAACACCAACGAGUACUCUUUUGAGCUCUUCUCCGUCCUCUUUGAAAUAGUAUCCGCCUACGGCACCGUCGGCCUUAGUCUGGGAUACCCUACUAUAAACGCCUCCUUCUCAGCAGAAUUCGCGACGCUUUCCAAACUCAUCAUCAUUGCGAUGCAGAUCCGUGGACGCCACAGAGGUCUGCCCUACGCGCUCGACCGUGCCAUCUUGCUGCCCUCGGAUACACUGCACAAGAAAGAAGACGAGGAGCUGAGCCGGCGCGUGACGCGGCGCGGCAGCGUGAUGAGCAAGCCUGAGGGCGGUUUUGGCGGCGGCGAGAACGCGCCCUUUAACCGACAGCCGACAUUCAAUCGCCGCGCCAGCGUCAUGACGGCGUUUGAUGAGGAGGGCGCCGCUGCGGGCGUAGGCGCCGGAGCGGGCUUGACCACAGUUCCUACGCGCAGUGGCAGGGGUCCGACGACCAUGGGCCUAACGAAGCUGUUGAGCGGUGCGCUAUCAGCGGGACCGUCGAUCCAGCGCGAGAAGAAGGCGUAA